Chlorocebus sabaeus (green monkey) is the source of this 3489-nucleotide messenger RNA. RefSeq names its product RUN and FYVE domain containing 4 (gene RUFY4). Gene Ontology annotation, molecular function: phosphatidylinositol-3-phosphate binding. NCBI's taxonomy places the organism in Eukaryota, Metazoa, Chordata, Mammalia, Primates, Cercopithecidae. Gene Ontology annotation, cellular component: autophagosome. Gene Ontology annotation, biological process: positive regulation of macroautophagy; autophagosome assembly. The record is from RefSeq and is a predicted model, not a curated record.
CUGAGACUGAGUCACUUCUUCCCAGGCUGUAAAUCCUGGGACAGCUCUGCAAGGCACCGUCACUAGGGACGGACUCAGGCAGCAGAGCCAUGCUCUCGUACCCCAGCCAGCCAGGCUCUCCUGGGAUCUGGGCUGGAAGAGGCUGCUGAGACCAUCAGUCCAAUCCUUGGUCUACAGGUGGGGAAACUGAGGCUCAAGGAAGGUGAGUGAUUUGCCCGAGAUCACACAGUGAGUGCGUAGCCAGGCCAGGAUGGAGACCCAGGUCUCUGGACUCCUGACCCCAUCCUCCCUAAAUCCCAUGUCCCACCCACCUCCCUCAUUUACCUCCAUUUCCCUCUCCCCUCCCCUCCACUGUGUCCCGCUGCUGCACCACUGCCACCUUACUCCAAACUCCAGCAGCCACAGCCUGGGAGGCAGGACACCUGGGUUUUCCACUCCAUACCUGGUCUUGACUAGGAUCUCAGAAUAAGGCCACGAGCUGUCGGGGCCACAGUGUCCCUCUCUGGGCCCCAGGACCCAUCGAGAGGAGAAGAGAAUGAGAUCCCCCGGAGAGAAAGGCAGUAUUAAAACCAGGCGCCCUGCUCCGCACACACACACAGCAUCUGCUCAGCCCCAGCCCUGGGGCCGCACUUUACUUCUGCACCCUCUCCUCAAAGAACACACAUUUUCCACUCAGCUGGGGCCCAGGAAACAAUGAGUGGGUGUCUCGAGGAGGAUGAGUACCCAGGCAAGGCUGAGGACACCCCAUGGAGAAGGAGGGGACACCCCCAGCCUAGUGUCCACAUAGCAUGAGCCCUCACGGGGUCACUUACACCAAGUCAGGACCCACAACACAGGCCCUAUGGGCACACAGACCUGAGUUCAAAUCCUGGGUACCUCUGUGAUGUUGAAUAAAAGACUUACCCUCUCCAACUCCCUGUUUGUCCUGGUCUAAAAUGGAGUUAAUAACCUCCAGGAUGAUGUGGGGAUUGAAUGGGGCAAGGGCAUCAAGUGUUAGUACAGUGUCACCCAGGGACUGCUCAAUCGGUGGAGACCACACCAUCAUCUUCGCACGCUGGCCUACAAGACAGUGCUGGGAUUUUCCCCCCACUAGGUAACUUGCUAUGUCACCCGAGAUAAGUCACUUCCCCUCUGUAGUCUCUGUGUACUGCUUUAUGUAAGGAGAGAGCUGGGCAGUGAGGCCAAGGGUCUUUCCUGGGCUCACAGUCCAAGUCGGAAUGAAUCACAUCAUUUUCAAGUACCCAUGGCAGAAGAGGCAGCCAUCCUCAAGAUCACCAAAGACCUAAGAGCUGGCGUCUCUGCCAUCCUCCAGGGCUAUGGGGAUGGGCAGGGACCAGUGACGGACACCAGUGCCGAGCUGUACAGACUCUGUGGCUGCCUGGAGCUGCUGCUACAGUUUGACCAGAAAGAGCAGAAGAGCUUCCUGGGGCCUCGGAAGGAUUACUGGGACUUUCUCUGCACUGCCCUACGACGGCAGCGGGUGGACAUGGAGCCAAUCCACUUUGUCCGUUCCCAGGACAAGUUGAAGACCCCUCUGGGGAAAGGCCGUGCCUUCAUCCGCUUCUGCCUGGCCCGUGGGCAGCUGGCUGAGGCCCUGCAGCUCUGCCUCCUGAACCCAGAGCUCACCAGGGAAUGGUAUGGACCCCGGAGCCCUCUGCUCUGCCCAGAACGCCAAGAAGACAUCCUGGACUCUCUCUAUGCUCUCAAUGGGGUGGCCUUCGAAUUGGACCUCCAGCAGCCAGACCUGGAUGGAGCCUGGCCCAUGUUCUCAGAGUCACGCUGCUCCAGUUCCACCCAAACCCAGGGAAGGAGACCCAGAAAAACCAAAGAUGCCCCAAAGAAGAUCCCAGCUGCAUAUGGAAGGCCCGAAAAUGUCCAGAUUGAGGACUCACACACCCGUCAAGCUGUCUGUCUGCAAGAUGCACCCAGUGGACAGCAGCUGGCAGGGCUGCCCAGGUCCCAGCAGCAAAGGCAUCUUCCUUUCUUUUUGGAAAAGAAGGGGGGAAAUUCCAGGAGACAUAGGUACCCCCAGAGUAUGUGGGAACCAGAAGAAGAGGAGCUUCAACUAGACCAGGAGGAAGGAACCCCAUGGAUUGGGAUGUUCCUGGGGAACUCAACACCCAGCACCCAGGGACAGGGGAAGGGGGCUAUGGGCACUCAGAAGGAGGUGAUAGGGAUGGAGGCUGAGGGCACAGGGGUUCUGCUGGGUGCAGAGGGUCAGAGAACAACAGAGGAGACUCAUGAAAAGGAACCAGAGUGGAGUCAUGUCCAGAGGCUGCUGAUGCCCAGCCCCAGAGGGACCAUAGCGGGAACAGUAUCGGGGAGCAGGCAGGGAUCGGGGGACUCUAGCAUCCUGGGGGAGCUCUGGGUCCUUCAGGGACUCACAACAAAGGAAGACUCUACCAUGGAGAAUCCACAAGUGCAAACAGAAGUUACCCUUGUGGCCAGAAGGGAGGAGCAAGCCGAGGUGUCCCUGCAGGACGAGAUCAAGAGCCUCAGACUUGGGCUCCGGAAGGCCGAGGAGCAGACCCAGCACCAGGAGCAGCUGCUGAGGAAGCAGGAGGGGGAGUUGCAGGCACUUCGGGAGCAGCUCAGCAGGUGUCAGGAAGAGAGAGCCGAGCUGCAGGCACAGCUGGAGCAGAAGCAACAGGAGGCUGAGAGGCGGGACACCGUGUACCAGGAGGAGCUUGGAGGGCAGCGGGACUUGGUCCAGGCCAUGAAGAGGCGGGUGUUGGAACUGAUCCAAGAGAAGGACCGCCUGUGGCAGAGGCUCCAGCAUCUUUCUUCCAUGGCCCCUGGGUGCUGUGUGGCCUGUAGCAAGAUCUUUGGCCGAUUGUCCCGGCGGUAUCCAUGCAGGCUCUGCGGAGGCCUGCUCUGCCACGCUUGCUCUGCAGAUUACAAGAAGAGAGACCGCUGCUGCCCACCCUGUGCCCAGGGAGGAGAAGCCCAGGUCACCUGACCAAGACCAGCCCACGACUGGCCUCCCACCCGCUUGCCCAUCCCACUCAAUCCACUCCCUGCCCGUAGCUCUUCCCAGCCCUCUUGUUUGUCCAGUCCGAAUUCUAGACACUGGAGACCUAAGGCACCAGCACCUCUGUGGACAGAGUAGGGUGUGGGGAGUGGUUCCAGCCAUGCAGCUACCACAAGGAGCCAGGUGACUUUGGCGAAGCCCUCAGUGCUCAGGGCUUCUUCUCUAACGUUAAGAGUCGGGCCCCAUCCUCUCUAAAGUCCCUCUGGGACCAGCAAAUCCAUGACUAUAGAUAAGACGCCAGCAGCCCUGACAUUUCUCCUCCACACUCCCCACUCACCCAGCACCGGUGCCCACCCUUCCUGAUUCACUAGAAGUGAAGCCUGCACUGUCUUGGGCUCUCCCGCAGCUUCUUGUCUGGAGUCAGCUUCAGGGAUCUGUGUGUGUAUUGCUGUGUUUCUUUUUAUGUUUAACAGUUUUAUUGAAGUACUACUGACACAUGAUAAACAUGACAGAGUGUA